CUGGCCAUUGAUAGGACGCAAAUCGUCCGAGCCAGAUUCUUAUUACUUGCGGAACCCCCCGUCUGCGUACGAUGCGCCCUCAUGGUCGCGGACGCGAAAGCAGCGGGUCGAUUCUUCCGUACAUCAACAGAGCACGGAGCGCAGGUACCAGUGGUACUGUCAGCGAUCUCAGCUGACGCACAGCAAGGAUAACAAUACAGCGUCGAAGAUGUCUUUUGGCGAGAAAAUAGCAUCGAUCAUGCAGAGGCCCGGGCAGGACCCCGUUGCCAAGGACGAUGUGCCCUGGUGGAUGAAGUACGCGGGUCGCGGACUCGGCACCGUAGGCAGCAUAAUUGCGAUUUUCCUCGGUGCCUGGAAUUGCGCGUCGAUAAUCUUCGGUCAGAUCGAUUGCUUAAUUAGCGGUAUGUGGCAAAUGAUAGCUGGCUUCCUGGUCGUGAUGAUCGAGGCACCUUGCUGCUGCCUGUUCAUCGAUUUUGUACAGAAUUUAAGCGACUGGGUGGAGAAGAAGCCGUAUUGGAAUAGAGCGGGCGUUUAUUGUCUAAUAGCAGUGCCAGCAGUCUUCCUAUGUCCAGGAAUGGGGAGUAUAUUUGGCAGCGGUUUAAUAUUUACUACGGGGAUAAUAUACGGAUUGAUGUCCCUGGGUAGAAAGGCACCUUUUGGCGAAAUGAGAACAACAGCGAUGGAUGUUCAAGUUCCAUCAUCGAGCAUGCGGUCCACACUAGUUGAAAAUACUCAGCCAAUUGGUGUUAGCAGUAUCCCAGCUAGUAUUGUUUGAUCGUUAGGAAUUAAUUGGGUGAGCAAUCUAAUUUUUUUUGUUUUUGUACGAAUGAGCGUAAGUGAUAAUCAGUUAAAUGAUCAGUAGCUUAAACAAUUAAAUGAGCAUACGCGCUUCGUUUUACUUUAGUUCUAACGUAGGUACAAAUUGUAAUUCAAGCGUCCCAAUAAUAAGUUCGCAAGACACUUGUUAGAGCGUUUGGGAUAAAGUCGAAUACAAAUUGUAUCACGGACAUAUAAAUUCAAGUGUGUUACGAUCUGAGAAGAAAUCUAGAAAGAAAGUUUUCGAACUUUAAUACCUACUAUCGAAUUUUUUUCUAUUUAAAAUCAUUUUUAUUUCGACGUUUGAGACACAUUGAUUAGAGUUGUAUGUGCUUGUUAUAUCUUACGUUUGUAUGAAGUGUUUGUACAUAAAACGGAGCGGGAUACAUUACGAAGACAGUAUAGAAAAGGAUUUGUUGCUUCAUUUUAAUAAUGCCAAAGUCAAAGACUGUCAUAGAAAAUGAUGUUGUUUAUGGGCCUAGCAUCCGUAGGCCCAUUUGUCCAUUGUACGUCACGAAACGGUAACAGGCAAAACGAUAGAAAAUUGUAGAUGAUGUAACUUGUUUUAACGUAUGUAAUGUUAAAGCGCUUUAUUUUGCAAACAAUUAGUUAGGUAAGUCGACACGACAAGUGAAACUGAAUAAUACUUCCGCGAUCAUUUCGCAUUUGAAAUUAUGAAACACAUUGUUUUCAGAAUGUCAUAUAAGAAGCGAGAAAGUCAUAAUAUAUUAGUUUCAUAUUCCUUUUAUGUAUAAUAUUGCGUCUAUAGAUAAGCCUCUCUCUGCCAAAUAAACUGUAUAUAUACAUAUAUCUAAAAUUUUUAUGUGUUUUGAAACAACUAUUUAUGUACGCGGUAUUAUUUCUUCUUGUAGAAUUACAAACUUAAUCACUCUGUAUAAUCCACAAAUCACACACGCAGGGUGAGUUUAAUCACUUCAGUGUUUGCUCACAGUAUAAUUGUAAUCUAAGAAUUCAUGGAUAAAACAUUCCGUUUCACCUUUCUUUACUGCAUACUGGAAUCAUUUUAUUUUUUACAGAAAAACAGACUAAUGUAACGCGUUUAUAUUAAAGAAUGUAUUUAAAUUAACUAUCUUAUUGUGCGAUAUGGCAGAGGGAAAUAAUCUUUAUUAUUGGCACAAUCUUAUAAAUUAGACAGAUUUUGUGUAAUCACGAAUUCGAAUAUUGCAUACAUACAAGUCAUUUCUAUCGUAUUCAAUUUUAGUAAUAAGCUUCUUCAUUCUCGAUGUUAAGUCACAGUCAAAGUGUUAAAGUCAGGUUUCUCUUACAAAAAAGAAAAGAAAAGAGUAAGUUGCAAGAGAAUUCCAGAUAUCUGUAUUAUUACGUAACAUAUCUUGUAUAUAUACAUACAUUCUUACAGAUGCCUACCGCGCGAAUUUUCCAAUAGUCCACGUAAACAAUUAAAAAUGCAAAUUUCUGUGUGAUUAUGCAUAUCUUAGAAAUUGUGUGCAAGACACUUAUGGCACUUAACCGCAUGAAUAUUAGUUUCGUUACUGUUCUACCCCCCUGCGCUGCGCUUCUUAAAUUACUGAGAUUAGAUGUGCCAAAAGUGCUUGUUAAUUCACCACAAGUUAGUCAUUCCGCAUUAGCUAAAUUUUUUUAUUCGUAAUAUCUGUGCCGAUAUAAAUCUUUUCGAUAUCGUAUACAUUUCUUUUGUAUCUGAAACUUAUAAAUUUGUAUUACAAAUCGUUUCCUCCUUGUCCCACACAUUCCUCGUAUGUUACUUAAUUUAUUUAAGAAGAAGAAGAAAACUGUAAGAUGUUGUAUUGUCGUCUGGCUUUUACUUGAUAAAUGAUUUAUAUUUAGUGAAAUGAUUGCUCAUUAUAAAAUAAAUUCUUGUGAUCGAUGCAGUCACGUGCGUGUGUUGUCACACAACAAGAAAAAUAUCGAAAGCAUGUAUGUGUCUGGUGUGUCAUUCAAUUAUACAAGGUAUCCCACUUCGAAGGAAACAAAACCGUUGAAAUGAUAGAUCUUUUAAGUAAAUUGAAGACCUAAUAUUAAAUGUUAAUACUAACAUGUCAAUACGUGAAUAGCUUUUAAAUUAUAAGCGAUUAGAAAGAUUUUUUUCUAAUUAAGAUAUUAGAGAAAAAUUUUUCCGAGAGAUUAGAGAGAGGACAGUUUUUAUUUUUCAUCACUCGAGAACUUUUGUCUGCUUCUCAAGAUUUGUAACGUCAAAAUUUAAAUAGCUGUAUGUCGACUAGUAAAAAUAUUUGUCGAUAUUUCUUGUUGAAGGAAAAAAUCAAUCGAACUCACUGAAGAUUCUGUCAUUAGUGACUGCGCAAUUGAUCGAUUGGAUGAAAAGUGGAAUAUCCUGUAUAUGUGCUACGUAUAUACAUUUGCUGAGUAUUUUUUACUUGAAUUCUCAAGAUUAAUCAGCAUACAUUAGAAUAAUGGAAUGUAAUAUCCUUGCGUUUAACGAUGGAGAGCAAAAAUGUAGUGAGUAGAAUUGCAUUUACUCCAAAAUUGUUUCUUCUAUAGUCUGGCUGCGCCUUGCAGCAAUUCGUCGGACAAUCGGCCACCAAAUCGAUAGAGGAAGGGACAAUAAUAGGCGUAAAUACAGUUCAAUCACGCUGCAUUCGAGCAGGAUAACAUUUUGUUCUCCAUUAUGUAACAGUUGGAGGAUACAUGUGAUUAUUAUUCUAUUAGUGAUUCCGCAAUUGCUAUAUUCGCUGAGAAGAGUUAACAAUUAUGUUCUUUAAGUAAAUCUAGCUUAUUUAAGAUAUAGAAAACAUGUUCUCUGUGCGAGUAAAAAUUUAAGAUAUUGCAUAGUAAUGUGUAUGUUGAUUUCAUUCCGCUGGACUUGAACAUUUGUCAUAAGCGCCUCUUUUCUAUAUAAGCCUCGUACAAAAAAUUUGCAAAAAUGGAGAGAGAGAGAAAGAGAGAAGUUCACUUGGAAAACUAUUCUUUUUUUUACUAAUGCAGUGAAAAUUUUGUUCAUCAACAAUUUAUGCGGCAUUGUAAAUCGAUGUUCUCUGUUGGUUUAAUCAACAGUACUAAUGUAAUACAGUUAGCUGUACUAAUGUAAAUUUUGCUGAUUGAACAUAAAUUUAAUGAGUACGUAAAUUGAUGUCAAUUCGCGGCAAUUUCCGAUUAAAUGCAUCGUCAAAUUGCGGGCACACCGCAUGAUUUUUGUUAAUUACUUUUACAGAACAUUUAAAAAACGGGCCUCUGCGGACAAAAAUAAUCGUCCAAUUUAGAGCUGUCUCUCUCGAUCAGAUCUUUCGAAUGGCAGACGACGUUCCAGUAAUAAUAAUUAAAUAUAGUUCGGUGUAAUAAGUAUAUAGGAAGAGAGUGAAUAAAUAGUGAAUGAUUUAUUUAU
Vollenhovia emeryi is the source of this 4153-nucleotide messenger RNA. RefSeq names its product calcium channel flower (gene fwe). The coding region runs from base 209 to 775 and encodes 188 amino acids. The record is from RefSeq and is a predicted model, not a curated record. Gene Ontology annotation, cellular component: membrane. Gene Ontology annotation, biological process: vesicle-mediated transport. Lineage: Eukaryota; Metazoa; Arthropoda; Insecta; Hymenoptera; Formicidae. The transcript is spliced from 5 exons.